CGAGAAAGUUACAUUCCAUAAAGCGCAACGUACUCACUGUCAAAUUGCUGCGACAGGCACAUGUGCUUACGUGGAUAAUUCGUGCAAGUUUGUAUUUCGUAGAAUUUUAAAAAACCUAGUUUACGUGCUUGUUUUAUUAUAAAGGGUAAAUACCCUCUAAUGUCAGUGCCAUUGCAAACUGUGUUUGCCUCGACAUCGCAGUGAACAUGAACGAUAUGUCGCGGAAAAUGAAAAAUCCAUUAUUGUCCGCGGCUGGUCCAGACUUUCCCUUUGAUAAUUACGCGGAAAAUACAUUGCUGGUGCCAGUCACACCUGCGACACCAGCUGUGCUCCGAGAUGAUACUGAACUGGAUAAUUUCAUAGGACAAGAGCCAGUCAAUAUCCAAUCUCAAUCUCCAUUACGGACGAAUGAGGAUUCUUCCACCAAUGCAUCUUCUCAGCCAAAAGAGUACAAGGAUACCGCAAAUCAGCCAGGAAAAUCUGGAUAUCUUACAUCGAUUCUUUCUUCUCUGCCGAAUCUGUCAUUAUCGAUUAAAUCCGAUUCCUCGGGACCGCAAAUAAAUCAGAUACCCGAGAACACCAGCGAAACAACGCACGAACCUAAUCCUUACAUAACGCCGCAAGGAUAUCAUGGUUUUCCAUCGGAAACACCAGGAUUCUUAGCAAUUAAUCCUCAGGAUUCUCGAGGUACAAACUUGCCAGGAUUUGCUGCUUUUCCUACUGGUACUGUACCCAAUCCUCCACAGCCGGCAGCUCCACCCAGUAUAUCUCAACCCGGCUAUGCGCCCGUUUCUUAUCGACUUGGUAAUCAACGACGCUUAAAGUAUGCACCGCCGCCUGAUCUAACGUCUAACACCGCAAAGCCAUAUCUGAAUCCAGCAUUACAGACGUUCUUGCCAACUCAAAAUGUUUCUGCGCUACCAACUAUUUUGAAUCCAUAUGAAUCGGAGGGAUUGGCGCAGGGUAACAAUUCUAGCGUACAACAGACUAGCUGUUUGCCCGAACAACUUCCAACGUCUGAGCAGCUAUCGCGAAAUAGCUCUCUUCACAGCUCGUUUCGUUCCAGUCCAAUCGCAACAGGAGCGCAGUAUAAUUCAUCCAUAACAUCUACAAAUCAGAAUCCAUUUUCUGAAAGUUCUUCCGUGUCUGCACAAUUUCCUUCGUCAUUGUCUAGACCGAUACCUACACGGGUACUGGAGCCUGCAACACCACAGAACACUCCGGCGAACAUCUCUUUUCCUGGCUUUGCUCCUUACAUAAACCAGGAUCUACCACCAACAUCUAAUUCCGACAAAAAAGUAGCUGUAAUUAAGAACUCUAAUCAGCUAAAUUCACCGCCGGAAUUUUCGAAAGGCGGUACUCUCGAGACAACCACAGAAUCUACAUAUAAACCGACAUUAAUAUUGGGGGAAACUGAUGCGACAUUCACACCAAUAUCAGCAGCCAAGGUGACAGAGAAAUUAGAACAUUUACUUGCGGAACAGCAGGAAAAUUCAUUUAUAGCGACUCCUGAAACUCUUACAGAAGUUGACAAAACGUCCAGCGUUACUACUGAAUUAACGAAAUCUUUCGAAUCACAAAGCGACGCGCUAAAGGCUGCAAAUGAGAUAAUCAAUAAAUCACAUGAGGCGAAGUUGAAUGAUGUACAAGAGAAAGCAGUUCAACCUGGAAGUGACACAUGGAGUGACGUGUUUCUUGGGCAAGAGUCAACGACGCAAUCAGUGAUCUUCCCGGAAAUACAUACUGAUAACAGUCUGAUUGCAAUAACUCCCCAAUCGGCUAAGUCGAACGCACAUCCGCCUCAACAGCAUUACCAAGCGCAAUCGAUAUCUAUGUCAAGCUCCACAUUUUAUACAGAUGAGCCUGCGGAACAAAAGUCCAGCUUAAAUUACGUAUCACCUAUCCAACUUCCGCAAACUUCUUCUUCCGUCGAUUUCUACAACGUAUCAAAACCAACGAAACAGUCGGCAAGUGUAUUCUUUGAAUCAGCGAAACUAAAUCGGUUUCCAAGUUUUUCAUCGCAGGAAAGAAAUACAAAUUCUCCAUUUGCACAAUCAGUUAAUGCAACAAAUAAUCUGUUGCAAACUCAAGAAAAUUCCACAUUUAAUUCUAAAGCGAUCGAUUCCACGGCUCAUGUACCAUUUUGGAAUGUCGAUCAAUCUUCUCAGUCACAAGUGUUAAGUGCUGCAUUCGACCAGUCGACAUAUACAACGUCUAACCAACCGGUAUACACUGCUCCCAUUCAACAAUCAGCGCCGGUAUUUUAUAAUCCUGCCCAAUUUGCGAAUGAACCUUCUAAGCAACCGACUUUUUCACAUACAUACGACCAACGUUCUUCUCAACAACAAUCAUAUCAAAAUCCGCUUUACGGAAAUAAUACUGGGUUACAGCAACCCUACGCUAUUCCUGAAAAUAAUCCUGCAUAUUCUUCGCCCACUGUAUCAAUGACAACAUCAGUACCUGAACCAACGGGAUCAGCCACACUUAGUCCUGUUCAAAUGUCGGUUAAUUCGCCAACCAAUCGCACCACACCAGAUACCAUUCCACCAAGUUUUCAAAAUUGGGCUUCUGGAUCUUCCGACAAACGAAUGCAAUAUAGACCGGUAUAUCAUCAUUGGUUUUACCGUAAGGAAGUGGAGAACAAAACGUUAUGGCUACCAUUCUCCAUGCAGGACAGCUUAAAACUUGAAGAAGUUCAUAAUUCAAGCGAUAUCACGCCCGAAACUACAGUAGCUACUGAUGGCGGUCGUUAUGAUGUUGAUAUUUUACGCCGUCAAAGAGCACCAGUCUAUUGGAUUGGAACAUCUAAUGAAGUUAGGCGAUGUUCUUGGUUUUUCAAGGGAGCAGCUGAACCAAGAUAUGUUCCUUACAAUGAGAGCACUGCUGUCAAACUUGAGGAUGAAUAUAAACUGGCGUGCCUCUCGAACAACUGGAAUCGAAAAGUUGAAUUAAAUAAUGGAGAAUAUAUUGUCUUCCAUAGCGCUACAGUGCAGGUUCAUUACCUACAACCGGCUUCUCCCGACGUGGCAGGAUCUUGGGGAAAUAACGCUGCUUCAGAGGACAGUACAUAUUUACAGGGUUCUGCAAGUAGACCAAAAACUGUUAAAAGAGGAGUAGAUGAAUUCAAUAUAGAUGAGGGUGAACCUGAGAAAGUGGAUCACCUUCUGUUUCUCGUACACGGUAUUGGUAGUGUUUGUGAUCUGAAGUUUCGCACUGUAGAAGAAGUUGUUGAUGAAUUCCGAAGUAUAUCAUUUCAAUUGGUGCAAUCACAUUAUCGUACUGCAUGCGAGCAAGGAAUUGUAAAUAGAAUAGAAGUUUUACCGAUUUCCUGGCAUACAACGCUUCAUUCAGAUACGGGAAUUGAUAAACGACUACAAGCCAUCACGUUGGAGAGUAUUCCGAAAUUGCGACAUUUUACUAACGAUACUUUACUUGAUAUACUUUUUUAUACUAGUCCUAUAUAUUGUCAAACUAUCAUGCAAACAGUCGGAAGUGAGCUGAAUAGAUUGUACUCACUAUUUAAAGAAAGAAAUCCUAUCUUUGAUGGAGAAGUAUUCUUAGGCGGUCAUUCAUUAGGUAGUUUGAUCAUGUUUGAUCUAUUGUGUCAUCAAACACCCGAGAAAGAAGAUGAAGAUAUGGACAACGAGGAAGAAGGUGACAGUAUUGGGCCCAUUCAGCCAAUGCCUGCAGCUAUUAUCAAGAGACGUCUUAGUAGAAAAGUCAGCUAUGUAAUGGGAGCUGCAGGAACAGGCCAGCCUUAUAUACAUUAUCCGCAACUCACUUUUCGUCCGCGUGCCUUCUUUGCUCUCGGCAGUCCGAUUGGCAUGUUUGUAACGGUCCGAGGCAUCGAUACUCUAGGAGAAAAUUUUACUCUGCCUACUUGUCCGGCUUUCUUCAAUAUCUUUCAUCCGUUUGAUCCGGUAGCUUAUCGAGUAGAGUCCUUAAUUAAUCCUGAAGCCAGCAAUUUCCGACCUAUGCUGAUACCACAUCAUAAAGGCAGGAAGAGGAUGCAUUUAGAAUUAAAGGAGACGAUGGCACGUGUUGGAGCGGAUUUGAAACAAAAAUUAAUUGAUUCCGUAAGGCAAACAUGGAACUCUUUCUAUCAACUAGCCUUAUUUCAUAAGCCAGACAACCAAAUUCUUGAACGCGAAAUUGAUAAAGUCGUCGAAGAACAAUUACACACACCACCAAGCGUACCAGAUCAACAUAACAACGAUGAUGAUGGUGCCAAUUUAAAAGUAGGAAAACUUAAUGGUGGCCGCAGAAUAGAUUACGUUCUUCAAGAAGCGCCUUUUGAAUAUAUUAAUGAAUAUAUUUUUGCUCUUACAAGUCAUAUCUGUUACUGGGAAUCUGAGGAUACUAUGCUUUUGAUAUUGAAAGAAAUAUAUGGGUCUAAAGGUAUUCAGACUGACGCGCAACUUCCUCAGCAGUCAAUGUCAAUUGAGAGAGUGUCUCCUUCUCCAUCUUUGAAUUUAGCAGCUGCCUUGUUACCCAGUAAAAGUAAUAUAGAAACAUCACUUGUUAUGGGCGUAGAUCCUACAGUGCCUAUGUCCAGUAACCCUGUCGGUCCACCACCUAAGACUGGUUUUGUACCGAAAUCCUGAUCGAUGGAAUAUUUUUCCCAUAAUUAUAUGCUACGAGAUUAAAUUGUAUUGGAAUAGAAAUUAAUCUUAUA
This is a messenger RNA of Trachymyrmex septentrionalis, 4675 nucleotides long. Its product is annotated as SEC23-interacting protein-like. Gene Ontology annotation, molecular function: metal ion binding. The transcript has 9 exons. Lineage: Eukaryota; Metazoa; Arthropoda; Insecta; Hymenoptera; Formicidae. Gene Ontology annotation, cellular component: COPII-coated ER to Golgi transport vesicle. Bases 207 to 4604 code for a protein of 1465 amino acids. The record is from RefSeq and is a predicted model, not a curated record.